GGGUCGCAAUCACAUUUUCAUUCGAGUCCGAGGGGAAGCCUCGACAGGGGCAACAUCGCGGUUCGAACAUUGUUCCGUCGUGGGUUUUUAGUUCUAGACCCAUGGAAGCUUGUAUGGAAGAUGACGGCAAGGAACGACUAUCUUAUGUAUUCCAUAGGUCUGUCCGUAUCUCCGCCCAGGUCAGUAUUACAUGUGGAUUCAAGUUGAAGUUCCGAGCACUAUAGACGGUACAAGAACUACUCCUUUUUUAUCAAACGAAAUUGGAUGGCAAAUACACUAUGCACACGCGACCUUGUGCGUGGGACUCCGCGUGUAUAUGCAUGUAUAUGCGUGUGCUAGAGUCACAAUGCGAACACCCGGCCUCGGUAUCAGCUGCAGCCCCUGCGAGGUACCCGUUGAAGAUGGGAUUCGGUAUUUGGCCUUCCAAGUCGCAUUUUGUAAUCCCCGUGCGCGUCUCGGUGUCGCUGAGACGCGGGUCGAAUCAUCAUUCGGUGAUGGAAGACCUUACUGCACGCCUACGCUACUUAACUCGAUUGUACUCAGAUCAGAAGUAAGGAGCGGUGGGGAAUCAGUGAACUUCUUUCCGACAUGUCCGAGUCACCUUCAGGGGGGAGAGUCGGGACUCACGAGUUCUCUUAUCAGUGACCUGAAUUAUUAGGUCAAUAACGAAUAUGCUAUCGGCAUAUGAUAUGCCCCGAAGCCAAGUGGGUUGCGACGCAAGGAGACCAAUAGAGGUUUUCAAGGGAAAUUUUCCCUGAUGGAUCUAAAUAUUUCCUCAAGUUAGACCAAUUGACAACCGAGGCUCUCUGAACAAUAGGCAACGAGGGCUCAGAACAGCAUGGGCUUGAAGGUUGAAGGGUGAACGUCCUGGGUGGGGUCUGCAAGAUCGGGAAAGCUGAC
Messenger RNA from Suillus clintonianus, 900 nucleotides. RefSeq lists its product as uncharacterized. The coding region runs from base 191 to 658 and encodes 155 amino acids. The transcript is spliced from 2 exons. Lineage: Eukaryota; Fungi; Basidiomycota; Agaricomycetes; Boletales; Suillaceae. The record is from RefSeq and is a predicted model, not a curated record.